UUUCCGCCCGUGUACAACAAACGACGGGUCCAGGCCACCGAAACCACAAUCUUCCGGCAGUCUUCCCCAUACGCGCCCCUACAGAAGCACGAGUGUCGGAUAGCCCCGCGAAACCUCACAAUGGCCAUCUUCGGGACGGCGCUGAAUGGCGUCGGCGCGCUGUUGCUUACACAUGCUGUCUACUCGGCGCACGAACACACAGCCACCUUUGCAACCUCGCCCCUCCCGCUCGACAUCACCCUGGAGCUCCUCACAUCAAUCCUCCUGCUCUCGCUCGGCAUCGUCGUUUCCUUUGCACCGCUCAAGCCGAUAUAUUGCGCGCAAUGGGCGGGCCAGAUCUCGCGAGAAGGGAGGCACAGCGAGGGGCAGUACACCAACGAGGGCGAAGAGGUGUUGAGCGAGGGCGACCCGUAUGCGUUUCUGGGCCUCGACGGGGGCAUUGGCGGGAAGAGCGAGGGAAGAAAGGGCUUCUGGGACGUCAAGGGCAAGAGGAAGGAAUUUGAAACUUGGAUGAGGGAGGGUGGGAAGCAAUAGGACCGCAACAGCAUGUACGGUCAUAGUACGUAUUGCGCGUUUUUAUGGGCUGUCACGAAAUAUCACAGCAUUGCAUUCUCAGCACGGCAGCAGUGGGGAUGGUCGAGCCAGCAACAGACGUCUGAAUAAACAUGUCGAUUACAGCCCUGAGCGCUUUUUUACAGCAAAUGCUGCUUGUCCCAAUUUGAAAAGG
Exserohilum turcica Et28A is the source of this 727-nucleotide messenger RNA. RefSeq lists its product as uncharacterized. The transcript is spliced from 2 exons. Lineage: Eukaryota; Fungi; Ascomycota; Dothideomycetes; Pleosporales; Pleosporaceae. The record is from RefSeq and is a predicted model, not a curated record. Gene Ontology annotation, cellular component: EMC complex. Bases 121 to 534 code for a protein of 137 amino acids. Gene Ontology annotation, biological process: protein folding in endoplasmic reticulum.